Messenger RNA from Neoarius graeffei (lesser salmon catfish), 1777 nucleotides. RefSeq lists its product as uncharacterized. The transcript has 10 exons. The record is from RefSeq and is a predicted model, not a curated record. Lineage: Eukaryota; Metazoa; Chordata; Actinopteri; Siluriformes; Ariidae. Gene Ontology annotation, cellular component: type III intermediate filament; axon; plasma membrane. Bases 56 to 1693 code for a protein of 545 amino acids.
ACAUUCUCCAUUUUCUUCACAUUGUGCUUGCUCCAGUGAUCCACAACUGUCAAUAAUGUCUUUCUCUGCAUCAUUGUCCUCUUCCAGGCUGUCUGGUAUCUCAGGAGCUGGAGGUGGUGGAGCCAGAUUAGGGCUUGGUGGUGCUGGAGCAGGCUUGGGGCUUGGGCUGGGGGCUGGGGCUGGGGCUAGGCUUGGUCUUGGUCUGGGCUCUGGUCUUGGUCUGGGCUCUGGAGUUGGUCUGAACUCUGGAGUUGGUCUGAACUCUGGUCUUGGUCUGGGCUCUGGAGUUGGUCUGAGCCCUGGUCUUGGUCUGGGUUUUGGUCUUGGUCUGGGCUCUGGACUUGAAGCAGGACUGGGCUUGGGUGUGGGUGGUGCAGGGUUGGCACUGGGCGGUGGUGGAGGUGCUGGAGGAGUAGUUGCAAGCCCAGCAUUUGCCAUGGGUCGCACCAUCGCAGCUGGUGGGCUAACUGCAGGUGCUGCUCUGGCUGGUGGUCCUGCUGUAGGCGCAACCAUGGUUCCCAUCCUAUCUCGUGCAGCUGAGAAAACCACACUGUCACUCCUGAAUGACCGCUUCUCUGUGUACAUGGCCAAAGUGCAUGCAUUGCAGCAGGAGAAUGCUGCACUGGAGGCUAAGCUGUCCCAGCUGACCGGUGGCACUGACAUGUCCCCAGAAUCGACAAGCACUACUACGGUGGAAUACGAGACCCAGCUGAAUGAGUAUCGCACCACUCUGCAGAACCUCACUCUUGACACCAUCAAACUGGAGAUAGAGCUCGACAAUGUGCGUGGCAUUGCCCAUGAGCUUAAGGCCAAGCUUGACUUUGAACAAGGGGUCAAGUACCAGCUUGAGUCUGACAUUGCUGCCAUGAAAAAGGACACUGAAGCAGCAACUGACCUAAGAAUCGAUUUGGAUGCAAAGCUCUCCAGCCUGAGGAAUGAACUGGACUUUGUCACCAAAACACAGGAAGAGGAGCUCGCUUCUCUGCAGUCCAAACUGGGCACCACAACCAUGGACACCUCUGUCUCUAUGAUUGAAGUGGACACUGGCAAGUCAUUUGACAUCUCUGCAGCACUCAACAAGAUACGACUGGAGUAUGAGAAAUCUGUCCAGCAGCACAGAGAGGAAGCCGAAGCCUACUACAAACUCAAGAUGGAUGAAAUACAGACUGCUAAUGUUAAGAGCACAGAGGCUGUGUCAUCUGCCAAAGCCGACACUGCAACCGUCAGGAAGGAGUUACAGGGGCUCGGGUUAGAGUUACAGGGCCUUAUAACACAAAACAUGGCCCUGGAGCAGAGCUUGGCAGAGGCUCAUGCUCAGUCCAGCGUGGGCGUGGCUGAGUACCAGGCCCAGAUCGCCAGCCUCACAUCUGCCAUUGAGGCAGCUAAAGUUGACCUUCACAAACAAAUUCUGGCCUACCAAGAGCUGUUAGACAUCAAACUCGCUUUAGAUGUGGAAAUCGCCACCUACAGGAAACUCUUGGAGGGAGUUGACUUGAAAUUGCCAGAAUCUACAGAGUCAUCCUACACUUUCUCAGGGAGUGCCCCACCCAAAACCAGCACGCCCCAGGACUCACCCCAUGCCUCCCUGGAUAGACACACUAGAUAUAUCCACAAAGCUGGCAAAGGUCGAAUUCAUGUCACAGAAUACACAGAGACUUCAAUCAUCAGUGAUGCAGACACCGAAUCCUCCUGAAUGCAGAGGGAUUGUUAGAGAGAGUUUGCUUCAUGGACAGCAAUCUCCCCUCAGUGUUUUUCCAAUAAAACUGCAUUCCACAUA